Messenger RNA from Poecilia latipinna (sailfin molly), 399 nucleotides. RefSeq names its product serpin B9-like. Bases 96 to 344 code for a protein of 82 amino acids. Gene Ontology annotation, molecular function: serine-type endopeptidase inhibitor activity. The transcript is spliced from 3 exons. Gene Ontology annotation, biological process: negative regulation of endopeptidase activity. The record is from RefSeq and is a predicted model, not a curated record. NCBI's taxonomy places the organism in Eukaryota, Metazoa, Chordata, Actinopteri, Cyprinodontiformes, Poeciliidae.
UGUGCUCACCUGAAUACGACACUGCAAGGAGUCGUUUGCUCUCUGCCACAGAAACAGCCCUGAUCGCUUCAAGACAACACGGAUCUUUUGAAACUAUGGCCUCCUCCAGCUCUCUCUCCAAGGCCAACACCACCUUCUCUCUGGCUCUGCUCAGAAAGCUGAGUGAGGACAACAAGACUGCAAACAUCUUCUUCUCUCCUUUCAGCAUCUCCUCAGCUCUGGCUAUGGUGAUGCUGGGAGCCAGAGGAGACACAGCCACUCAGAUAUCAGAGUGCUUGAGAAUCAAGCAUUGGGAGGAUGAUCUCCACACUCUGUUUGCCAAAAUACUGAGUGAGCCCAGGUGAAAAAAAGUAUACUUUAGUAUAUUUCAAGCAUACUUAUAUUUGUCAAAGUACAUUU